UCUGGCCCAGCACUGGCAACGGGGCGAAUACACGCGGUUUCAACGUGUCAAAGAUCGUCCUGCUGGCCUGGUGACGCAAUGUAUACAGCAUCCCCAUACACUGGACAGGUGUCGAGCCUGCCCAAUGUGGCACUGGGUGGGGAGGCUAGCUCAUUCUACACCGGCCCUAGUGUGCAGACCUAUGCCAGCCCGGCAGGCGUCUAUGGCGGUGCCCCCAUAGCCGGUGGUGCAUAUUCUGGCGGCACUUUGACCGCAGGUGCCUACACCGGUGGUACCCUAGCAGCUGGCUCCUACACAGGUGGCACCAGCGCUUUGUCUGGUGCCUACACGGGUGGCACAAGUGCCUUAGCUGGUGCCUACACCCCUGGCACCCUUGCGGGAGGUACCUACAGCCCCAGCAGCGGUGCAUACACCGGUGCAGUUGUUGGUGGAACAAGUUACACCGGUGGUACUGUAGCUGGUGCUGCCUAUACCCCUGGCACCAUUUCCAGUGGUCUUGCAUAUACCCCGGGAUCCAUCUCGGGCGGCGUGACCACAGUGUCCGGUGGCAACUACAGCAGUGCACCCGCUUAUGGUACUGGCACUGGUAGCUUUAGCAUUGCACCAGCCAACACUUAUGGUGGCUACUACGGUGCUGGUACCUACAGCAGCCCCCCUGCAGAGGCGCAAGGCGCAAGCAGUGCCUCUUUCACUGUUCCACCCAUGGGCCAGGACCCAUACAGUGGCACGGCGGCACUCCCGACGACGAAUUCCAUGCUGCUGAAUCCCUUAAAUCCUUUGCAGUCGGCCCCUUCGAUGAUCGCCUACAACUCAGGGCUUUCUGGUGGCUUCGGCACCGGCCUCGGGUACUCCUCUGCAAUGGACGGCCCCUUCAAGUUCUACGCCACUCCACCUGGAAAGCUUCCAGAAGAGCCACGUCCCAGCAAAACGGACGAUGCCGCGCAAACUGGUUUCUCCCUACGUGCAGGCGUCUCAAGUGAGCCAAGAGAAGACGCGGAAAGCAGCAGUAAGAAGUCGGGGAAAAAGCACGCAUCGAAAAAGAAGAAAAGCAGCGGUUGUUGCUGAAUUGCUGGGACCGUUGCAUUCUACUUGUGGCGCUGGUGCCAUGAAGCCCAUAUUCCAGGAAUGGAUUUGAUUUGGAUUUUUGUGCAGCUUGG
Cladocopium goreaui is the source of this 1157-nucleotide messenger RNA. The record is from the annotation of a GenBank genome assembly. Lineage: Eukaryota; Dinophyceae; Suessiales; Symbiodiniaceae.